UGCGCUCUUCCUUCUGGUCUCUCGGGCGCUCAGUCGGGUGGAGUCAGUAUUUCAGUUUCUGUGUAUCCUGCGGAGGAUUUAGAAAAUCACAUUUUUGUAGUUUACCGUGUUACAUAUCGAAAUACGAAAGUAGUGAAUUAGACAGUCGACAUGACGACGACAAAAACAUUUCAAGGGAUGGAUCCCGGUGCGAAAAGCAGUUCCAGGGUGCUGCGGCCGCCGGGCGGGGCCUCCAACAUAUCGUUCGGCACAGACGAAACCCCCCCUGUACGCAAGAACAAAAUGGGCUCCAACAUUUUCCUAGAGCCCGACGAUCCCCACGCCCAUCGGAGGAGCAACCCACCCGGCGGGACGGCCAAGGGUACUCUGUGCGGAGAACCAUCCGCCCCCCUUAGACGGUGCCAGCAGCCGCUCCUCUUCCCCAAAAACAAUGAGACAGACGAGGUCAUCACCUCCAUCAACGUUCCUUUAGGGGUUGAGGAGUGCCAGCAGGCAAGCAAUGUGUGA
Messenger RNA from Oncorhynchus gorbuscha (pink salmon), 507 nucleotides. Its product is annotated as jupiter microtubule associated homolog 1-like. Gene Ontology annotation, cellular component: nucleus. The record is from RefSeq and is a predicted model, not a curated record. The coding region runs from base 151 to 507 and encodes 118 amino acids. Lineage: Eukaryota; Metazoa; Chordata; Actinopteri; Salmoniformes; Salmonidae. The transcript has 5 exons.